AUGGCCGCGAAGUCGGAUGGAGCGGCGGCCGCGGCCGGCCCGGGGCCGGAGGGGGCGGCCGGAGGAGCCCGGAGUGGUGCGGGCGGGCGCGGGGAGACGGCGGCGGCGGCGGCCGAGGGCCCCGGAGUGACCGGGGCUGGGGGCUCGGGGCCGCGCUACGAGCUGCGGGACUGCUUCUGGGUGCUGUGCGCGCUGCUCGUGUUCUUCUCCGACGGCGCCACGGACCUGUGGCUGGCGGCCUCCUACUACCUGCAGGGUCAGCGCACCUACUUCGGCCUCACGUUGCUCUUCGUGCUCCUGCCCUCGCUGGUUGUGCAGCUGCUCAGCUUCCGCUGGUUCGUCUACGACAACUCAGAGCCCGCGGGCGCCCCGGGACCCGCCGUCAGCACCAAGGACAGCGGCACCUGCGGGCCUUCCAUCAGCACCAAGGACAGCGCCGCCACCUUCCGGACCAAAGAAGGCAGCCCCCAGCUGGGUCCCGGGCCCGCGCCCUCCUCGGCCAGCGCCUACCGCCGCCGCUGCUGCCGCCUCUGCGUCUGGCUGCUGCAAACCCUCGUCCACGUCCUGCAGCUCGGCCAGGUCUGGAGCUGGGAGCGGCGCCACCCGGGCUCCAACCCGCUCGACCCGCAGGACCCCAGCCCCGACGCCUACUGCAACCUUGUCAUCCUGGCUGUGGCCAACAGGGAUGCUGCCGAGGAGUCCUGUGCCCUCAUCUGUCAGGUCUUCCAGAUCAUCUACGGGGACCAGAGCAUUGAGUGCGUGGACCGGGCUGGCUACCACUACACGUCCACGCCCGAGCGGCCGUGGCUCUGCAGUCGCAGUGAGAGCUGCCGCACGGAUGGGACUUACGCCUAUGACGCCGACUUCAGCUGCUGCAGCUCCUUCAAUGGCUCCCAGGAUACAUUUGAAGCGUGUUAUAGUGGUACGUCCACACCCUCUUUCCACGGCUCCCACUGCAGCGGCAGUGACCACAGCGGCCUGGGCCUCGAGCAGUUGCAAGAUUACAUGGUCACGUUGCGGAGUAAACUGGGGCCCCCUGAGAUCCAGCAGUUUGCGGUGCUCCUGAGGGAGUACCGGCUGGGGCUGCCCAUCCAGGACUACUGCGCAGGCCUGCUGAAGCUCUACGGAGACCGGCGCAAGUUCCUCCUCCUUGGGAUGCGGCCCUUCAUCCCGGACCAGGACAUCGGCUACUUCGAGGGCUUCCUGGAGGGGGUGGGCAUCCGCGAGGGUGGCAUCCUCACCGACAGCUUCGGGCGCAUCAAGCGCAGCAUGAGCUCCACGUCGGCGUCGGCGGUGCGCAGCUACGACGGCGCGGCCCAGCGGCCCGAGGCGCAGGCCUUCCACCGGCUGCUGGCCGACAUCACGCACGACAUCGAGGCACUGGCCCCCGACGACGAGAGCACGGACGAGGAGGCCCGGGACUCCCCUGGCGGGGGCGACGCAUCUGAGGACAACUACCUGUAGCCGCAGCCCAUGCGGUCGGUGGGGACACACCUGCACUCCCGCCUGUGGGAUCCCGGGCCCUGGGACGCCCCUCGCACCGGACGCGGGCCUCCACUCCCCGGGGUGUCCGUCCCUACCCUCGGGGCUCCAGUCCCUGCAAUACCGAGAAUGUCCUGCAGGAGGCGGGACCCUAAAGUCCUGGGCAGUCGCCUGGGGUUCAGCAGGCCCUUCGGCCAGACCCGGUUGGGCAGCGCCCUGCUUGGUCCCACUAACCCCAGGCGCGGCCCCAGGACAACUCGUCUUUCCCGCGACUCCCGCAGCUUUCUGGAGGCCAAGGGAGGGAUGACGGGUGGGCUCCACCUGCUGGCGGACUGAGAAAAGAAUGCCCAGAGCCCACAGACCGCAGUUCCUCCUGUUUUACACUUUGAGAAACUGAGGUUCAAAGAAGGGGAAGAAACUUGAGGGAAUCUCCUAUUUCUCCUUAGAUAUUACUUCAAACUAACCAUACUAAAUAGCGUCGAGGGUCUUUUUAGGGCUCUAAAUGGCAGGGUCGCCCCUCCACUGAUGGCAGAAAUUGGAUCAUCAGUGUGAAAUAGAGGUUUUUCUCUACUGGCACUUAAGUCAGAAAUAGGUGAUCGGGGUCCCAGUCCUGGCCCUAAGACUCUGAACAAGUUGCUUGUUCAGGUCUUGGAUUUGGAGCCAGACAGACCUAGGGCUCCUGUCCCGUUAGUGUUCUCACCUCUUGGUGAUUUCCAUUCCCUAAUCUGUUGAUGAGGUGCUCCCCUCCCACUUCACAGGGUGGUUCCGGGUACUAACAAAAGUCAAGACCUUAGUGCUGGGUCCAGCACAUGAUAGGCACCCAAUAAAAGCUGUUCCCUUCCACAUCUAACACUUUCAGAUUUGGUCUGCCUGUCUUGCCUGGGAGCAGUGGGGUGGGCACUGAGGUGGGGGGUGGGCUGUAAGAAGACCCUUGGGGAAGUUUGUGAAGAGGAAAUAGGACUUGCUCCUCACGGCUCUAUGACACCCUGGCUCUGGGUUCAAGCCCCAAAUGAAAAGUCCCCAAGACUUCACAGGCUGCCAUCAUGGGAGUCCGUGGUCUUUGAAGAAACCUGAUGGCAGGGUUGGAGAGGUAGAGAAGUCAGCAUAAGGACAACAUUCAACACGGCCUGAGUAAAGGCUUGGAGGCUAAAAGGGAUGAGUCCUGAGAGAAUGUCAGAGACUCACACAGAAUUGCUAAAAUUCAUUGGCAAAACUUUACAGAGCCUUCCAUGUUGAGACCGUGAGGUAGGUACAAUUAUCACCAAUUUUAAAGUAACAUUAUUAGGCCUUCAGGUCCAGAGUUCCAUGAUUUAUACCCAGUUUGUAGCAAAUGGCCAUCCCAUUGUAAUUAGUCCUUUAAGGCCCUCUGAUGUUUUCUUUGGUUUAUUUCCCCCUUCUAGCCACACAUUCCCCACACUCCUUCCCCUCCCCACUGUGCGCACCCACCCUACGUGUUGAUAUAUGGCCCUGAACAUAAAAUACACAGUGCUUUGUGUGUGUAUUUACCCUA
Molecule: messenger RNA, 2992 nt
Organism: Leptonychotes weddellii (Weddell seal)
Lineage: Eukaryota; Metazoa; Chordata; Mammalia; Carnivora; Phocidae
Source: RefSeq, a predicted model, not a curated record